GGCGAGGCAGCGCGGCACGUGAGACCCGGCGGAGCGGCCGCUCUAGCCCCCCCAUACCCCCGCCACCUCUAUGGCGGGGCGGGCGCGGGACGCCGCGUCUUCUCUAGCCGGAGUCCUCCGGGCGCUCUAUGGUCCCGGCCGCUCCGUGGAGGCGCGGUCCUCCCGCGCCCGUCGGUGGCGCCCAGAGCGGCUCCUCUCUAUGGCGGAAGUGGGGGCGGGUUCCGGUGGCGGCGGCGGCGGCGGCGGCGGGGGGAGGCUCCUCGCGAGCUGCUCGGUCCCCGUCCCCGGGGCAUGCCGCGCUGGGGGGGGAGCUGAACCACCCGCUGCGCUCGGCCUCCUUCCCUUCCCAACGCCCAGGUGCCGCCGCCUCCCCCGGCCGCCAUGGCCGACACGCUGGAGUUCAACGAGAUAUACCAGGAGGUGAAGGGAUCCAUGAACGACGGGCGGCUGCGGCUGAGCCGCCAAGGCGUGAUCUUCAAGAACAGCAAGACGGGGAAGGUGGACAACAUCCAAGCCUCGGAGCUGGCCGAGGGCGUGUGGCGGCGCGUGGCGCUCGGUCACGGCCUCAAGCUGCUCACCAAGAACGGCCACGUCUACAAAUACGAUGGUUUCCGGGAAUCGGAGUUUGACAAGCUCUCGGACUUCUUCAAGGCCCACUAUCGCCUGGAGCUGGCGGAGAAGGACCUGUGCGUGAAGGGCUGGAACUGGGGGACGGUGAGGUUCGGAGGGCAGCUGCUCUCCUUUGACAUCGGGGAGCAGCCGGUGUUCGAGAUCCCCCUCAGCAACGUCUCCCAGUGCACGACGGGCAAGAACGAGGUGACGCUGGAGUUCCACCAGAACGAUGACGCCGAGGUCUCGCUCAUGGAGGUUCGCUUCUACGUGCCCCCCACCCAGGAGGACGGCGUGGACCCCGUGGAGGCCUUCGCUCAGAACGUCCUCUCCAAGGCGGACGUGAUCCAGGCCACCGGAGAUGCCAUCUGCAUCUUCCGGGAGCUGCAGUGUCUGACGCCUCGCGGGCGGUACGACAUCCGCAUCUACCCCACCUUCCUGCACCUCCACGGCAAGACCUUCGACUACAAGAUCCCCUACACGACCGUGCUGCGCCUGUUCCUGCUCCCGCACAAGGACCAGCGGCAGAUGUUCUUUGUGAUCAGCCUGGACCCCCCAAUAAAGCAAGGCCAGACCCGCUACCACUUCCUCAUCCUGCUCUUCUCCAAGGACGAGGACAUCUCCCUGACCCUCAACAUGAACGAGGAGGAGGUGGAGAAACGCUUCGAGGGGCGGCUCACCAAGAACAUGUCGGGCUCCCUCUACGAGAUGGUCAGCCGGGUCAUGAAGGCGCUGGUGAAUCGCAAGAUCACCGUGCCUGGCAACUUCCAGGGACACUCGGGAGCCCAGUGCAUCACCUGCUCCUACAAGGCCAGCUCGGGGCUCCUCUACCCGCUGGAGCGCGGCUUCAUCUACGUGCACAAGCCGCCCGUGCACAUCCGCUUCGACGAGAUCUCCUUCGUCAACUUUGCCCGCGGGACCACCACCACCCGCUCCUUCGACUUCGAGAUCGAGACCAAGCAGGGCACGCAGUACACCUUCAGCAGCAUAGAGAGGGAGGAGUACGGGAAGCUCUUCGACUUUGUCAACGCCAAGAAGCUGAACAUCAAGAACCGAGGCCUGAAGGAGGGCAUGAAGCAGAGCUACGACGAAUACGCUGACUCCGAUGAGGACCAGCACGACGCCUACUUGGAGAGGAUGAAGGAGGAGGGCAAGAUCCGGGAGGAGAACGCCAACGACAGCAGUGACGGCUCUGGGGAGGAGACGGAUGAGUCCUUCAACCCCGGAGAAGAGGAUGAUGAUGUGGCUGAAGAGUUUGACAGCAACGCCUCGGCCAGCUCCUCCAGCGGCGACGGCGACAGCGACCGGGACGAGAAGAAGCCGGCCAAGAAGGCCAAGAUCGUCAAGGACCGCAAGCCCCGCAAGAAGCAGCCGGAGAGCAAGAAGGGGAAAGACCCCAACGCUCCCAAGCGGCCGAUGUCGGCUUACAUGCUCUGGCUGAACGCCAACCGGGAGAGGAUCAAGUCGGACCACCCCGGCAUCAGCAUCACAGACUUGUCCAAGAAGGCCGGGGAGCUCUGGAAAGCCAUGUCCAAGGAGAGGAAAGAGGAAUGGGAUCGCAAGGCAGAAGACGCCAGGAGGGACUACGAGAAGGCCAUGAAGGAGUACAGCGUGGGCAGCAAGUCCGAGAGCUCCAAGGCGGAGAGGUCUAAAAAGAAGAAGAAGAAGCAGGAGAAGCAGAUGAAGGGAAAAGCAGAGAAGAAAGGUGCCUCCUCCAAGUCUUUGUCCUCCACCAAGUCCUCUGCCAAGAGCAUGAGCGAGAGCUUCAAGAGCAAAGAGUUCGUCUCCAGCGACGAGAGCUCCUCCGGAGAGAGCAAGAAGGAGGACUCGGAGGAGGAGGGAGCCGCCAGCCCACCCCCCAGCUCGGAGGAAUCGGCGUCCGGCUCGGAUUAGCCCCGUGCCCAGCGGGCUCCAGGCCAGUUCCCAGAUUGGCCCGAGGACCGGGCGGGCCGGCCCCGCGGCAGGGACCUGGGUCUUGGGUCCGGCCGGCUCCCAGCCCCCCUGGCCACGCCUGGGGGGGGGACACGGGACAUGGGAUGGGGUGGGAGAGCCCGGCCCCCUGCCCACGCCCUCAGUGCCUGGCUGGGGGAGCGGCAGCCCGGGGGGGGGGGGAGGCCCUGGAGGGGCUUCGGUCCCACCUCAGCCCUCUUUCGCAUCAAUUUAUUUUUUUUAAAUACUCGGGUUUGUUUCUGUCUUUUCUUUCCUUUGUUGUUUUGUUUUUUUGGUUUUUUUUUUUGUAUUUUGGGUCCGUUCACAUGGCAACUCGGAUUGAAUAAAAAAACCCCACCGAGGGCAUGAGUGUGGGUG
Molecule: messenger RNA, 2916 nt
Organism: Grus americana (Whooping crane)
Lineage: Eukaryota; Metazoa; Chordata; Aves; Gruiformes; Gruidae
Gene: SSRP1
Product: structure specific recognition protein 1
Exons: 17
Coding region: 382-2502 (706 amino acids)
Cellular component (GO): FACT complex; nucleus
Molecular function (GO): histone binding; DNA binding; nucleosome binding
Source: RefSeq, a predicted model, not a curated record